ACCUAAGCAAUACUUCGUUUGCCCUGCUACCUGAAACAAGACGCGCCGGAGCGAUUAAAAAUUGCCCCCGUCGCUUUCCGAGAAAAAGCCACCUUCUUCCUUAUCACCUCCGCCUCAACCUCCGCUGCACGCCGCAUUAGGAAACCCCCUGCCCCCGCCCCCCUUUUCUUCGAAACUGGCUCUCUCCAAUGCUUUCAACUUUCAAUGGUCGAAGUCACAAACCACUCGUCGUUCAAAGUCCUGAAUCGCCAGCUAACGCGAAGUUCAAGUUCCAGCCUUGUUGUUCCAAAGCUUGGUCUAGGUAUUGUUCAAGCUGUGAAUCCAUUCCUUUUCAGAUUCAUGCCUGUCACAAAAAAUACAUCAUGGGCCGGAGAGCAAGCGGUCCCAGCUGAAGCAAGAGUUCCCAAGAUUGACUUACUUGAUGCAUCUGAAGAUGCUUAUGGAGGAGUCAUUGUAGACAUGAAAGAACCAAUGAAUUCUGAUCUAUUUGCAUCUGCACUUAGGGCUUCAACAACGAAAUGGAGGGAGCAGGGAAAGAAGGGCAUUUGGAUUAAGUUGCCUAUUGAGCUUGUAAAUCUUGUUGAGGUCGCAGUUAAGGAAGGAUUUAGAUAUCAUCAUGCUGAACCAUCAUACUUGAUGCUUGUGAAGUGGAUUCCCAUAACUGCCAACACACUUCCUGCAAAUGCUUCUCAUCGAGUGGGCAUUGGUGCUUUUGUCACAAAUAGCAAAGGGGAGGUUCUGGUAGUCCAGGAAAAUAGCGGCAAAUUCAAAGGCACAGGUGUGUGGAAGUUUCCUACGGGUGUUGUUGACGAGGGUGAAGACAUUUGUACAGCUGCAAUGAGAGAAGUGCGAGAAGAGACGGGAAUUGAGACAGAAUUCUUGGAAGUUCUUGCAUUCAGGCAAAGCCACAACUCGUUCUUUGGCAAGUCCGAUUUAUUCUUUGCUUGCAUGUUGAAACCAUCCUCUUUCGAUAUCCGGAAACAGGACUCGGAGAUUGCCGCAGCGAAAUGGAUGCCCCUUGAAGAAUAUGCAGCCCAGCCUUUCAUUCAGAAACAUGAACAAUUCAAUUACAUUGCUAAGGUAUGCUUGGAGAAGAAGAAGGGCAACUACGCUGGAUUUUCUGCUGUUCCUACUACUACUGGCUUUUCCCGUAAACAGAACUAUUUAUACUUCAACAAGAAGGAUCUUAGUGGUACCAAUAUUUGCGAGAACUCUCACACCGGUAAACUCUGAUCGCCAUAAAAAAUUAAUGAAGCGCAGGUCAAUUUUUCAUUUUUUGGUUCUUGUAGAUCGAUUUUACGGCAACCAGAGGAGGAUGUGGAAUUACGGACUCUGUAUAAUAAAGAUAGAAACUAGAAUCAGUUACCUUUUCAUUCCUGUUCACAAAUCCUUGCAGAAAUUUUAGAUCAUUGAGCUGCAGAGUUCCCAACCAUCUUCUCUUAGCUCUGCCUCCUUGUUCUUUAGCUAUUGAUCUUUCAGAUGUACGAACAUGAUAGUAUACAAGACAACCUCUUUGUUUCACCACGUAUU
Molecule: messenger RNA, 1530 nt
Organism: Rhododendron vialii
Lineage: Eukaryota; Viridiplantae; Streptophyta; Magnoliopsida; Ericales; Ericaceae
Product: nudix hydrolase 2-like
Exons: 10
Coding region: 205-1233 (342 amino acids)
Molecular function (GO): NAD binding; ADP-ribose diphosphatase activity; NADH pyrophosphatase activity
Source: RefSeq, a predicted model, not a curated record